CCUAGCCGCUUAUCCUGGUCAGGAGAAGUGCUGCAUGUCUGUCUGUCCAUCCUACAGCCAUCCAUCCCCUAGCCGCUUAUCCUGGUCAGGAGAAGUGCUGCAUGUCUGUCUGUCCAUCCUACAGCCAUCCAUCCCCUAGCCGCUUAUCCUGGUCAGGAGAAGUGCUGCAUGUCUGUCUGUCCGUCCUACAGCCAUCCAUCCCCUAGCCGCUUAUCCUGGUCAGGAAAAGUGCUGCAUGUCUGUCUGUCCUACAGCUGUCCAUGGAUGUGCUAUUGGAUGAACAGGGCACGAGUGGUAACCAGGUUACUGAACGAAUGGAUCGCUCAGGGCACGAGUGAUAACCAGGUUACUGGAUGAAUGGGUCGCUCAGGGCACGAGUGGAAACCAGGUUUCUGGAUGAAUGGAUCGCUCAGGGCGUGAGUCAUAACCAGGUUACUGGAUGAAUGGAUCGCUCAGGGCGCGAGUGAUAACCAGGUCACUGGAUGAAUGGAUCGCCCAGGGCGCGAGUGAAAACCAGGUGUCUGGAUGAAUGGAUCGCUCAGGGCGCGAGUGAUAACCAGGUUACUGGAUGAAUGGGUCGCUCAGGGCACGAGUGGUAACCAGGUUUCUGGAUGAAUGGAUCGCUCAGGGCGUGAGUCAUAACCAGGUUACUGGAUGAAUGGGUCGCUCAGGGCACGAGUGGUAACCAGGUUACUGGAUGAAUGGGUCGCUCAAGGCGCGAGUGAUAACCAGGUUACUGGAUGAAUGGGUCGCUCAAGGCGCGAGUGAUAACCAGGUUACUGGAUGAAUGGGUCACUCAGGGCACGAGUGAUAACCAGGUUACUGGAUGAAUGGGUCGCUCAGGACGCGAGUGGUAACCAGUUUUCUAGAUGAACAGGUCGCUCAGCCCAGAGAUCCCAGAGUGGUGAUAUCAUUUUCCAGAAAACCUCAAAUGAAAUAAUGGUAUCAUGUUCCUCUAGCACGGCUUACAGUGCCCGUGGAGAUCCAGGCUGAGAGUCUGUAGAGCUGUUCUGGUGGCUUGUAAAAGAGGCCCAGAAUCCCAUGGUGAUGUUUCUCAGUGUUGAGGACAUGGCAUCUGCUUCGGCUGACCGUGAAGGUUACUCUGAGCUGUCUGCUUACAUGAUACCCCUUUGUCUAACAGGUGAAAGCCAUCAACCGCAAGAGGAAAAAAGCCAGCAUAAUCUUCAUCGACCCAUUACUGUUUGAGACCCAGAGGGGCUUAAGUGUAGGCAUGCGAAGUAUUAAGCCUUUUGACUGUGAACUGAAAGAUCAGUUGGAGGCUGAAGCCAAAGCAGAAUACAGAGCCGUUAUCAGCUGGUGUUUGGAGCUGAUUCAGGACUAUCGAUUUCGCAUAGCUUGUGGCUCAUUUUCAGGUUCUUUCAUGGAGUACUUUGCAGAUGACAUCAGCUGCCCCGUUAGGAGGAUGUACGCACAGGGGGCCUCUGACGUGGCUUUCCCGAGCAAGCAGAUCAUGGAAGAACAAGGCGAUCUGGUGGACAACGAGAGUGAGGACGGCACCCUGGAUCUCCAAAGUGAUCACCUCUUCAAGAAACUCCUGCCUGACCGCUCCAAGGCAGCACGCAACCUAGCCAAUGAGAAGCUGGUGCAGUUCAUCGUGGAAAAGCGUGCUGUGGAGAAACACCUUCAGGCCAUCAUAAGUGGUCAGGCAACAUCAAAGUGGCUGAUGGCCUUGCUGAAAACGAGCAGAACCGUGGACCUAUACAAGACCUACUUGGAGGAUGAGGACCAGGUUGACCAGGUCUACAGAUACCUGCAAGAUGUGUACAAAAAUGCAUCCCAGACUGCUCCCUGUCUUGCGAAGGUGGACGGUGUGCGGUUGAUCCUAGAUGUCCUCUUCCCAGAGGCUGUGGUCCAUGCGAUCGCAGGAGUUUUCAAGAUAUCUCUGGAAAAAGCAGAAGACAAGUACCUAAAGGGACCUUCUCUGAGUGAAAGAGAAAGAGAAGCUUUUGACAGGGACAUAGAAGAGCAGAUGACAACGCAGUCAGUCACUCAGUGCCCUGCGUGAUGAGGAUGGAGAGGAAAGGACUGACAACGCAGUCAGUCACUCAGUGCCCUGCGUGACGAGGAUGGAGAGGAAAGGACUGCUUUCGGUUUUUGCGGUUAUUCAGUGGGACUUCUCAGAAUAUCGCUAAAUAGGACCCAUAAUAUCGCUUUCUUUUGGACCGCUCAACAAUAAAUUUAUUCUGUGUAAUAAUUUUUGUUUUGAUACAGGAUUUGCUGUAAGAAUUUGUUUCUCUUCAAAUUAUGAGACAAGCUGAUUUAUUUUGAAUGUGUAAAAAGCUUUUGGUUUGAAGCAUAGUCAUUAACCACAAGUCAUAAGCUAUCAUUGUUGUGGGGUGUGUGUGUGUAUAUAUAUGUGUGUAUGUGUAUGUGUUUGUGUGUUCGCAAGGCUUAUUAUGCAUUUUACACAUUCUUUAACCAGUUCAUAUGGUUUGAUUAUUACUGGUAAAUUAUGAGUAAACUGUCUCCCAUGAGAUAUGUGUGAGGACCCAGAGACGCUCAGUUGCACAGUUCUGUGCUUUCAAUCUACACAAAGCACUUAAUGUGUACUAUAGGCCAACGUUGCGUUCAGUGCUUGGUUUUAAAGCCAGCGACUAAACUAGGCACACUGGAAAGGACAUUAUUAAAAGCCUGAUUUGUAAAGCUGCUGAAUCAGCUGUGAAUGUCUGGACUUUAGUUCCUCCCGUUGUAUGUUUGAGAACAUAGCAUUGAGCUAUGUGCCAAUUUACCUUCAGUUUAAUAAGGUAAACAUGGAUUCAUUUCAGCCAUCCACAGGGCAUUGUUUUUCCUGUUUUUCUGCAGGUUUUGCCCAUUUACAGACAUAUUUAACAUAUCAGUCGUGAAGGUAAUCAUGUUACUGAAUCCUGAAAGAAUCAAGUAAUUUGUUUUAUUUUUUAUUAAUUCUGUGUAUAUGACUCCAAGAGUCUGUAAGCAGUGUGACGGUGGAUGAUUAAAUGUUUUUAAGUUGGCAUUUAAGAACUUAUCAAGUGCCUGAUUUUACUAAUUGCCUUUACUUGUCUCCUGGUUAUCUAUAAUUUGCCAUUGAAAAACCAUGCAUGUAUAUAAGAAACAAUAAAAUAUUCUUACACUAUAA
This is a messenger RNA of Paramormyrops kingsleyae, 3115 nucleotides long. Lineage: Eukaryota; Metazoa; Chordata; Actinopteri; Osteoglossiformes; Mormyridae. The record is from RefSeq and is a predicted model, not a curated record.